Pogona vitticeps (central bearded dragon) is the source of this 906-nucleotide messenger RNA. The record is from RefSeq and is a predicted model, not a curated record. NCBI's taxonomy places the organism in Eukaryota, Metazoa, Chordata, Lepidosauria, Squamata, Agamidae.
AUGAGUAACCAGCUUGCUGGGGCCCGUGCUUUCCUGCUGGGAGAAGCAGCUGAAGAUAGUGUAUGCACCCAGGACUGGCAGAUUCAUGUCGUCUCAACACAUCUUGCUAUAACUAUUACAUAUCAGCUGAAGCUUCCUAGCUUCCUGACGUCAGCCAAAGCAAUUAGUGUUAAUGAAGGAGAUGGCCGGAAGCUCAAAGGCGCUAUCCAACGGAGCACAGAAACGGGCUUAGCUGUUGAAAUGCCAAGCAGAACUAUCCGACAAGCCAGCCAUGAAUCCAUUGAGGACAGCAUGAACAGCUAUGGAUCUGAAGGAAACUUGAAUUUCAAUGGAGUUCAUCUGGCAUCUGCUGGACAAUUCAGUGAUUUCCUGGGGAGUAUGGGGCCUGCACAGUUUGUGGGCCGCCAGACUUUGGCCACAACCUCUAUGGGGGAUGUGGAAAUUGGCCUACAGGAACGAAACGGACAACUGGAAGUGGAUAUCAUUCAAGCCCGAGGACUGACUCCAAAGCCCGGCUCAAAAACUCUCCCAGCUGCUUAUAUCAAGGCAUAUCUACUGGAAAAUGGAGUGUGUAUUGCAAAGAAGAAGACCAAAGUGGCUCGCAAAUCCUUAGACCCUUUGUACAACCAAGUGUUGCUGUUUCCAGAGAGCCCACAAGGGAAAGUACUGCAGGUGAUUGUCUGGGGGAACUAUGGACGCAUGGAACGCAAACAUUUCAUGGGAGUUGCCCGGGUUCUUUUGGAAGAACUGGAUUUGUCAACUAUGGCAGUCGGUUGGUAUAAGCUUUUCCCAACAUCCUCGAUGGUGGAUCCAGCGACCGCUCCACUCCUGCGCCAAUCCUCACAGCUUUCUUUGGAAAGCACAGUGGGACCUUGCAGUGAUAGGUCUUAAUGAGCAGAGAAGUGC